UCUGGGAGAUUUUCAAUAAGUCCAAAGCUUUACAGUCACACAGUGUAGUUAAUUAGCCGGUUCAGAUCCCAAGAACACACGUAAACACAUUAAACUAUUUCUCAUUAAUUACCAUUAAUUAUUACAAUUAACAACCUUCUUGCCCUUUAACUCCUCUCCUUCUCAUAUAACACCCUCUUGCUACGUUCUUCUUCUUGUGUUCCAGAGAGCUGAAAAUGCUACACAACUAGAGGGAGCACAUUCCAGAGAACAACAAUGCAAGCCCAGUUGCUAUUCUUCUAUUGUUUCAUCGGUCUCUCUCUUGUUUUUGUUGAGGGAGCUCAAAACAUACACUAUGAUGAAUUGUCAACUCUAUUAUCGAUCAAAUCUAGCCUAAUCGAUCCAUCAAAUCAGCUCAAGGAUUGGAAAAUGCCAAGCAAUGGAUCUAAGAAUGAAUCACUUCAUUGUAACUGGACUGGAGUGUGGUGCAACGCCGAAGGCUUUGUAGAGAAACUUGCACUCUCCAACAUGAAUCUCAGUGGCAGUGUAUCACAUCAAAUUCAAGGCCUGCUUAGCCUUUCUUUUCUAGAUAUUUCCCGUAAUGGGUUUGCCUCUUCAUUGCCAAAAUCAUUGGGAAAUCUUACUUCACUGAAGAGCAUUGACGUGAGUCAAAAUAACUUCAUUGGCAGCUUCCCUACUGGCGUAGGAAGAGCCUCAGGGUUGUCUUCAGUCAAUGCAUCAGGCAACAACUUCUCAGGCUUUCUUCCUGAGGAUCUUGGUAAUGCAACAUCACUCGAAAGCCUAGAUUUUCGAGGGAGUUUCUUUGAAGGUUCAAUUCCUACUUCUUUCAAGAAUCUCCAGAAAUUGAAGUUUCUUGGUCUUUCUGGUAAUAAUCUGACUGGAAAGAUACCAAAAGAGAUCGGCCAACUUUCUUCUCUAGAGACUAUAAUUCUUGGAUAUAAUGAGUUUGAAGGUGAAAUUCCAGCAGAGCUUGGCAACCUCACCAAUCUUCAGUAUCUUGACUUGGCAGUUGGCACUCUCAGUGGACAGAUUCCUGCUAAAUUGGGUAUGCUGAAACAACUUACUACGGUUUAUUUGUACAAGAACAAUUUUACAGGAAAGAUUCCACCACAACUUGGCAAUAUUACGUCACUGCAGUUUCUGGAUCUUUCUGAUAAUCAGAUUUCAGGAGAGAUCCCAGUGGAGAUAGCAGAACUGAAGAAUUUGCAGCUCUUGAAUUUGAUGUGCAACCAGCUGAUGGGUCCAAUUCCUAGCAGGCUUGGUGAGGUGACCAAAUUAGAGGUACUUGAGCUAUGGAGGAACUCCUUGAUAGGCACUUUGCCAAUGAAUCUUGGACAGAAUUCACCACUGCGCUGGUUAGAUGUGUCAUCAAAUUCAUUAUCUGGUGACAUUCCACCAGGUUUGUGUGAUUCUGGUAAUCUCACUAAACUCAUCCUCUUCAACAAUUCCUUCUUUGGUCCAAUCCCUGUAGGUCUCUCCACCUGCCAGUCAUUAGUCCGUGUUCGGAUGCAAAAUAAUCUUAUUUCUGGGACAAUUCCAGUUGGAUUUGGAAGUCUCCCAAUACUUCAAAGGCUGGAAUUGGCUCAUAACAAUCUUACUGGUGAAAUACCAGAUGAUAUUGCUCUGUCUGCCUCGCUUUCUUUCAUUGACGUCUCUCAGAACCACCUUGAAUCGUCUCUCCCAUAUAGCAUCCUCUCCAUUCCUAACCUUCAGACCUUCAUGGCCUCCAACAACAAUUUGCAAGGCAAAAUCCCAGACCAAUUUCAAGACUGCCCAUCUCUUUCAGUGCUUGACCUUUCAACCAACCAUUUAUCUGGAACAAUUCCAGGAAGCAUUGCUUCAUGUGAAAAGUUGGUGAAUCUGAACCUCAAAAACAAUCAUCUUGCUGGAGAAAUACCAAAAGAAAUCUCAACAAUGCCCACAUUAGCAAUUCUUGACUUGUCCAACAAUUCUCUGGUUGGUCAGAUCCCAAAGAACUUUGGCAACUCACCGGCCCUGGAAAUGGUCAACUUUUCAUAUAAUAACCUUGAGGGUCCAGUUCCCUCCAAUGGCAUAUUAAUGACCAUAAAUCCAAAUGAUCUCAUUGGCAAUGCUGGUCUUUGUGGUGGUGUCCUUCCACCGUGUUCUCCAAGUUCUCCAAUAUCCAAGCGAAGAGAGAAUUUGCACAUCCAUCACAUAAUUAUUGGAUUCACCAUUGCAUUCUCAGUACUCUUAUCUCUUGCAAUUGCAUUUUUCACAGGGAGAUGGUUGUAUGAAAGAUGGUACUUGUGUAACAGCUUCUUUUAUGAUUGGUUUAAUAAAAGCAGCAAAGAGUGGCCAUGGAUUCUAGUAGCGUUCCAGCGAGUUAGCUUCACUAGCAGCGACAUUCUAGCCUGCAUAAAGGAAUCAAAUAUCAUUGGCAUGGGAGGAACAGGCAUUGUUUAUAAGGCUGAGGUCAAUCGGCCUCAUGUAGCUGUGGCAGUAAAGAAACUAUGGAGGACAAACACAGACAUUGCAAAUGGCGAUGAUCUAUUUGCAGAAGUGAGUCUGUUGGGAAGGCUCCGGCACAGAAACAUUGUGAGGCUGUUAGGGUAUCUCCACAAUGAAACAGAUGAAAUGAUGAUAUAUGAAUACAUGCCUAAUGGAAACCUUUGGUCAGCUUUACACGGUAAGGAAGCUGGAAAGCUGUUGGUCGACUGGGUCUCAAGGUAUAACAUAGCAGUUGGGGUUGCACAGGGGCUGAACUACCUCCACCAUGAUUGUCGCCCACCUGUCAUCCAUCGCGAUAUCAAGUCCAACAAUAUACUGCUUGAUGCAAACCUAGAUGCAAGAAUAGCAGAUUUCGGAUUGGCAAGGACGAUGGUUCACAAGAAUGAGACAGUAUCAAUGGUGGCAGGAUCUUAUGGAUAUAUCGCCCCUGAAUACGGAUACGCUUUGAAGGUUGAUGAGAAGAGUGACAUAUACAGCUUCGGUGUUGUACUUUUGGAGCUUCUAACAGGAAAAAAACCUCUAGAUCCUGAAUUUGGAGAAACUAUUGAUGUGGUGGAAUGGAUUUGGAGAAAGAUUAGAAAUAACAGAGCAUUAGAAGAAGCAUUAGACUCCAACAUUGCAGGACAAUGUAAACAUGUGCAGGAAGAGAUGCUCCUUGUUCUCCGUAUCGCAAUUCUUUGCACUGCAAAGAACCCCAAGGACAGACCAUCUAUGAGGGAUGUCAUAACAAUGCUUGGAGAAGCAAAACCACGAAGGAAAAGCCUUUGUCACAAUGGGGUACACAAUCCUAGUCAAGAGAAGCAAGUCUUUAGCAACUCACCUGUAAUAGGCCUUCUGUAGAACGAGUUCACAAGUUCUUCAGGCUGCUUUUUUUUUUUGAGUAAUUUUUAUAUUUUAUGUAAAUCUUUGUUCUUUCUUUGACUAAACUUGUUCCAUAAGUUCAGUUGGAGGUAUAAC
Molecule: messenger RNA, 3426 nt
Organism: Hevea brasiliensis (rubber tree)
Lineage: Eukaryota; Viridiplantae; Streptophyta; Magnoliopsida; Malpighiales; Euphorbiaceae
Product: leucine-rich repeat receptor-like protein kinase PXL1
Exons: 2
Coding region: 256-3309 (1017 amino acids)
Biological process (GO): protein phosphorylation
Molecular function (GO): protein kinase activity; protein binding; ATP binding
Source: RefSeq, a predicted model, not a curated record